This is a messenger RNA of Bubalus bubalis (water buffalo), 18701 nucleotides long. It is a transcript of the gene ZBTB37, whose product is annotated as zinc finger and BTB domain containing 37. The record is from RefSeq and is a predicted model, not a curated record. Lineage: Eukaryota; Metazoa; Chordata; Mammalia; Artiodactyla; Bovidae. Gene Ontology annotation, molecular function: DNA-binding transcription factor activity, RNA polymerase II-specific; RNA polymerase II cis-regulatory region sequence-specific DNA binding; protein binding. Gene Ontology annotation, biological process: regulation of transcription by RNA polymerase II. The transcript is spliced from 4 exons. The coding region runs from base 415 to 1926 and encodes 503 amino acids.
CCCUCACCUGAUUGCUCGCUCCCGAUCCGCUCGCCUUCCUCUGCUCUUCGCCCCCGCACCUCAGUGACAUUUCGCCCCUUUGCCUGUUCUCCGUUCCCCACGCUUCCCACCGGGGACUAAAGCCACUUGAAUACCGGAGUGGCCAACCCCAUGCCGUUCCCGAUUCUCCCUCUUGCAGCUCUCACCCCUCCAGUGCCGACGGUAGAAAAAGACCUUACUCCAGGGGCUUCCUCCUCACUGGGGAAUUGCCGGAAAGAACAAACAAAAAAAAGGCGCUGGUGUAGGCUCCAAAAUAAACAUCUGAAUUCAUGAUGGCAUCGACAGAGGCUCUUAUUGGAUUAAAAGUUUCAAAACAAACAAAAACGCUUUGGAAAAAGCAGGGUUGAAUGCCUGCCUACACCCUCAGGCACGACCAUGGAGAAAAGUGGGAACAUACAACUGGAGAUCCCUGACUUCAGCAACUCUGUCCUGAGCCAUCUGAACCAGCUGCGCAUGCAGGGCCGUCUCUGUGACAUCGUGGUCAACGUGCAAGGACAAGCUUUUCGGGCUCACAAAGUGGUCCUGGCUGCCAGCUCCCCCUAUUUCCGGGAUCAUAUGUCCUUGAAUGAGAUGAGUACUGUCUCCAUAUCAGUCAUCAAGAACCCUACUGUUUUUGAACAGCUCCUUUCUUUUUGUUACACGGGGCGGAUAUGCCUGCAACUGGCGGAUAUCAUCAGCUACCUGACCGCUGCCAGUUUUCUGCAGAUGCAGCACAUUAUAGACAAAUGUACCCAGAUCCUGGAGGGCAUUCAUUUCAAAAUUAACGUGGCUGAGGUUGAAGCCGAAUUAAGUCAAACGAGGACCAAGCAUGCAGAGGGACCUCCGGAGUCUCACAGAGUUACACCAAAUCUAAACCGCUCCCUCAGCCCCCGACAUAAUACCCCCAAGGGAAACCGGCGAGGUCAGGUGAGUGCUGUCCUGGAUAUCCGGGAGCUCAGUCCUCCCGAGGAGUCCACCAGCCCGCAGAUUAUUGAACAGAGUUCUGAUAUAGAGAGCCGGGAACCCAUUCUUCGAAUCAACCGAGCAGGACAGUGGUACGUGGAGACAGGGGUAGCAGACCGAGGAGCCCGGAGUGACGAUGAAGUUAGAGUCCUGGGAGCAGUACACAUCAAAACGGAAAAUCUAGAGGAGUGGCUUGGGCCUGAGAAUCAGCCUUCCGGAGAAGAUGGGAGUAGUGCAGAGGAAGUCACGGCCAUGGUGAUUGACACCACAGGCCAUGGUUCUGUAGGACAGGAAAAUUAUGCUUUAGGAUCUUCAGGAGCCAAGGUGGCUAGGCCAACAAGCAGUGAGAUUGACAGAUUUAGCCCCUCCGGCAGUGUUGUUCCCUUGACGGAGAGACACAGAGCCAGAAGUGAGUCUCCUGGGAGAAUGGAUGAACCUAAGCAACCCACUUCCCAGGUAGAAGAGUCAGCAAUGAUGGGAGUAAGUGGCUAUGUGGAGUAUCUCCGAGAGCAGGAAGUAUCUGAGCGGUGGUUCCGGUACAACCCCCGUCUCACCUGCAUCUACUGUGCCAAAUCUUUCAACCAGAAGGGGAGCCUGGACCGCCAUAUGCGCCUGCACAUGGGGAUCACACCGUUUGUCUGCCGCAUGUGUGGCAAGAAAUAUACCCGGAAAGAUCAGCUGGAAUACCACAUCCGCAAACACACAGGCAACAAGCCUUUUCACUGUCAUGUUUGUGGCAAAAGUUUCCCCUUUCAGGCCAUCUUGAAUCAGCACUUUCGCAAAAACCACCCUGGCUGUAUACCCCUGGAGGGGCCUCAUAGCAUCUCCCCUGAAACGACUGUCACAUCUCGGGGACAAGCCGAGGAAGAAUCACCUUCACAAGAAGAGACAGUUGCUUCUGGGGAAACUGCCCAGGGCUCUGUGUCCACUACUGGACCAGAUUGAAACAGUGAGGGGAAGGGGGCAGACCCUCUUCCCCUUUGGGCCAUAAGUAACCAGCAUCAGGGCCAUGGACUGGUACUUAAAUUCAUGAAAUGCCACAUCACCAGAUCAGAAGAUGCUCCCAAGAUGUUGCCAAACUAGAGCAUCAGCAACAUACACAAAAGCACUAGAGGCUCUUCCCCUCUUUCUUCCCACCUCACACUUGGAAAAUAAUCAAGCAAAUCAACUUUGUAAUUCAGGGAUCAACAGCCUUGGUUUGUUAACUUUAUAAAAGUUUUUUUAACUAAACAGUGACAAAUGAUCAUUUCUCUACCAGUCAUGUUUGAACACUGUACUUUGGUCCAUAUCACCCUGGUGGCUGUCAUUGCCCAGGUGUAAAACACAAAGCAGGAGCCUUGGUCAUCUGAACCAGCCAGCCAUGAAAGAGAAGGAAGUCGUCAUGAUGGUGAUGAUAAAGGGGAGCUUCUCUUCUUCCUUCCCUGCCAGAACUUGCAGUUUCAUAUUUCAAGGAAAAAAAAAAAAAGAAUCCUGGUAGUUCUUUUUGUUUUGAAAGAUUAGACUUAAUCUUUGCCCAGGCAGGGCACCGGAUACUUUGCCUGAUUGUUUCACGCAAUUGGCCAUCUUGGAGCAGUAUUCUAAUGGGCAGCAUCAUCUGAAGCACUUUAGGCACCUGGAAAUGAAAUGAGCAGCGAAGUGUUUACAAUAGGUAUUCCUGCAUUUGGGGGCUUGAGUGUUGUGUCGAGCAAGAGGGGAGCAAGGGAAGGAAGUGUUUUUGUUUCGCAGUUACCGAAUAUCGAGUAACACAGAGCCAGCUGUACUGCAACUUCCUGAUCAGUGUUUGUAAGCCAUAAUGCUUGCAUAUCUUCGGGUGUUAAGAAAUGGCUCUAGUCCAGAUGGAUAAACGUGUAAGGCUGACUACCAAAGUUUCAUCUAGUCUCUUCGGCUCCUAGUUUCACAUAACAGCAAUAUUAUACAUCAAAAAUGUCACUUUACAGUGAAAUGAGCCUGGAUUCUAUUUUUAAAUUCACAGGUCUCCAUAUUUGAUAACUUUUAUAUGACAUUUUAAACAUUUUUUCUGCAAUAUUGUGGUUGUAGAAAUUCAACACUAUGGUUCUUACUGCAGCCACAAUUCCAUUUCCUCCUGCAUAUGUGAUAGUUUAUAUUUUCAGUCCAAUAGAAGAACCUCACUAAUCCAUGUCUUGCGUCUGCAAACCUAGUAAUUCAUAAACCAACCAUUAGCAAAUUGCUGGUGACUCCAAGAGCUUUGCUUUUUAAUAAUACACUACAGGGCAUUUACCAGAAAACAUCAUGCACAAUCAUGUUGCAAUAAAUUGAUCAAGGGGAUCAAUUUUGAUCAGGUUUGGUUACUUAAUCAUUCCUAAGAUUUUUGAAACUUCAAGGGACCUUUUUGGUAAUUCUGGGUAUUUCUGAAAUUCUUAAUCCAGCACCAAGAGUCAGAAAGAGUUUACCAAAUGUAGAGCUUCGGAUGCCCUGUCUUGCAUGCAGAGAAUGAAGGAGGAUCAUUAAGGGAUGCAGGCAAGUAGAUGCUUACAAAUUACAGUGCAAAUAGAAAGGAGAGAACUCUGGCUUCUCAUAAUUGAUCAUUGAUCUUUUAGAGAGUAUUUAAAUACAUAGUGGUUUAAGAAAUUGUUUUGGUACAGGGGCAUAGAUGAUUGUAAAAGAGAUUUGGGAGAGAGUUUGAUCAUGCCUGCACUGGUGGUGAGCCAUUCAUGAGAACAUUAGCGGUGCGUCCCCUUCCUGGGAAAGCUUUGGUUAUGUGGAAAAGUGGGUAGGAAAGAAUGGCCUUGCUUUGAUGAUCGGAAGUUAGAAUGCAGAGGGUAACUUUUAAGCAAUCUGAGACCUGUAUAUAUACAUACAGCUGUACCCUAUCACUAGUGAAUGGUUAUUUUUCUCUUCUGGAAAAACAGAAUGCGUCUUUUAAUAGGAAUGUAAUGAGGCUACUACCAUUUGAUCAGCGCCUACCCUUAAAAGUCAUGUUGAAGCCAUGUUUGUCUUCAGAAAACAGACUUUGGCAUUCUCUUUAGUUGCGCAACAGCAUGAUAGGGUGAAAACUGCCGCCGCGGGCCAUCUUAGGGAGCAACUGUGCUCUGUGGCAUAGAAAAAGUGGAGCUGAAAUUAGACUGAAAUCUUUAAAGAUUUCAUUUUAGCUGGCAGUCAAGGUUUUCAGUGGACAGAUUCUGCCGUUACUAAAUAGGCCGGAGGUGAGAGGUACAGAAUAUGCUGCUUUAGAAGGAUUGUUGAAGCCUACCAAAAAUAUAUACGUCCAUCUUACUUUUGAGAAGUAGGCUGGAAAGUUCUGUAUUGCUUUGUUAGUUUUUUAGAUGUUAUAUGAGAAAAUACAGCUUUUAAAACUAUUACCAAAUUGUAAAAGUGAGGUGCAGUCAUUUCUGUGAAGAGGAACUUCAGCAUUUGUCAGUGCUCCAUCCAGGGUGAGCAACAGACAUUUUAAGUGAACUAGGAACUGUUCGAUAGACGUGGAAAUGCUGUGAGGGUUUGAUGCGUUCCCCCCUCCCUUUUUAUUCACUGCUAACAGGUUUUUGCUGUAUCUAUACUGUGAACAGAGUGCUUUUCGGUUGUCUGGGACCACUGCAGCUCAAUCACAUUUGCUGGUUCUCGCCUCUUAAUUGGCCUAGUGCAGAGCCAUGAAAUUCAUGAAAACUCAAACCAGCCUAACUUUUAAACAGAUAUAAGUUUCUGAAAACAAUUUCUUCAUUUUAGUUAGAAGAGAUAUUAUUAUUCGAAAUAACUAUCCAAGAUUCUUACCCAGAUUCACUGUGACAUUGUCUUAGUUCUUAGCUAACAUCCUUGUAGGGACAUAGGAGUUAGUAGUGUUCUAUCUACAUUAAUGAAAAGCUCUAUAGGUAUGUGCACAGAGGAUACCUCUCUUAAGGAUGUACUACAUGGACUUUUAGCUAACGCUGAAAACUCAUUACCAAAUUUUAACUUGCACGUGUCACCUUGUGAAGGGAACAGCAUUAGCAGUGAGAGCUAAAUCAUCAUUAAAUACUCUAAUGCCAUGAAAUAGCAAACACUGGGACUGUUUUGAUUUGUUGAGUGGCGCUUAAUAGCAAAGGAGCUACCUAAUAUUCUCAGCAAAAGAAGAGAGAUGACAUUAAUCUACUUUCAUUCUAAAAGGUACCUUUUAUUUCUCUCUCAGAAUUCUGAUACCAGUUUAAAAUAUGGCAUUGGCAUGAACAGUAAUACUGUACUUUAGGCAGAAGGCUCUUUCUAAUGACUUGUUCUCUCUUUACUCAGAACCGUAUUUACCUCUGAACAGAGUUGAGUUUUCUGUGAGUUGCAGACUACCCCCUAGUUAUUCAUUAUACCAGAGGGUCAAAGCUAGUCUUGGAUAUCUAAGCAUGAAUUAGUUCCUAAAGGAUAAAGAUUGGUAAAUAAGGGAGAUGGCAGUUAAGAGAAGUUUUGGGGUUUGUUUUUUUUUUUAGUGUUUCCAAUUCCCUCUAUAUCAGUGAAACAGGGUUUUCCAAAGAUGGAAUGACAAUAGAAAUAAACCAUUUUCCUACUAACUUCAUAGUUGAAAUCUGACCUUGGUUGGAAGUGGUUUGAUAGAAGAGUGAAAUAGCGAACUUCAUCUAUAAUAGCUGAAUAGUCUUUGGUCAGGAAAUAACUUUCAAAAGUUUUAACUGUUUCUUAACAUUAAUUUUAUUUUAACUGGUAAAAACAACAUUUUGUUUGACUAAAAGAUCUAAUUUAAAGAAAUGAAAGCAAUGAGCAAUAGAAAGGAAAUUAAAUUUGAACAAAGAUUAAAAAGUCUUAGUCAUAGUGGAAAGGCGUUUAAUCAGGGAGGAGUUGGAAUCUUGGAAGGUUUUAUUUUUUCAGCUGUAACCCGGCAUGUGGAUUUGAUUUGUUUUGUUUUUUCUCUUCCUCAGAUGCUCUCCUUAUCUGUAUUCAUUCAUUCAGUAUUUUGGUUGCUGAGAUUUAGAAAAAGAAGAGCAAUUAAGCCAGAUAAAUCCCUCCAUUUGAGAGGAUGUCCUAAGGGGGCAAAGUAUAUCUCUAGGAUUUAGGAAUUAGAUCAAGAUUCAGCAAACCACAGUCCCCAAGCCAAAUCCUGAGGUCACCUUUAUAUAUAAAGAAAGUGGUAGUGGAAGAGAGCCACCCCUAUUCAUUUAGGUGUAACGGCUACUUUGUACAGUCCUGGCAAAGCUGACAGAGACCACAGGGCCUGCUGUCUGGCUCUUGACAGAAAAGGUUGCCACAUCCAGAAUUAUUAAUAGAUUUGAAAAAAUUAUGCCAUCCCCCUCAAUUUGUCGCUUUUGUCAUUUUGCCUUUAUAACAGGUUGGUUGAGGUUUUAAGUUUGUACUGCCGUGUGUCCAUCAGUUUCUUGAAAGAAGUUGCCAUCUUUUUCUAGAUGCUUGUCUCAUUUGUGCUCCUUCUUGAAUCCCAUUGCUUUAAAGCAUUUAGAGCAGGCCUUAUGAUUUGUCCUUUCCUUUAAGGUAGAUUAAGUUGAGGAUGGUAAUUACAGAUUUAAGAAAGUAAUUUUAAAAAAUAACUCCCAUGCAUAAUAACAUAAAGUUAAAUGAAUAUCAUGUUUAGAGAAAAUACUGGGGAAGAGAAGUAAUGUUUUUAUAAGUAAAUUUUGCCAUUUCUCUAAGUUAACAGAUGAUGAUGGCCAGAAUGGAUUUAUUCUCUCUAGUAUUAAAAUUAAUUUCUCUUAAGAAUAAGUGGUUUGAUUCCUAUCCAAAAUCUGUUUUUCUAGAUUAGAAACUAUCCAUUUCUUUACUAUAAAUCUUCAUUUUAAUUUACUCAGGUAAACUCACUCUGUUCUAUGUGGAGUAGUAAAAAGCCAAAAUCUUCAUUUUUUAAAAAGAAAAGAAUAUUUUAAAACUUAAACAUCUGAAGAUUGAAAGUUCUUUUUAGAACUAUUGUCCAAUUUCUGUUAUUGUUUGUAAUUCUCAAUAUAUAUUGGGACAUUAUAUAUUUGCUUUGUGAAUGUUCAUUCUUAACUGUUCAAUUAGUUUAUGCUAGAUGUGGAAAAGUAAAUGGAAAAUGUUAGGAUGAUAAUAAACAUAAUUCCUUGCAAGAGGAAAAUAUAAUGGCUCCCCAUUUGUAAACAGUGCAUGGACUUCUGAGUUAAGUUUAUCUGGGCAAAGUGUUCUAGGCCACACUCAUACAAUACAGUGAGUUUGAUUCUUUGUUGUGAGUUCUACCAACACAUGCAAAGUUUGGAUGAGUUACCUAGCCCCAUAUACGGCACCUCUUCACUAUACAUUUUAUUCUUAAAGUUGCCUUUUUCUAAGUUGGAAAUCAGGUUUUAUAUGUUAUACUCUCAGUAAUAAUCUUCAUCUAGAAGGUUCCAGUAUAUUUGCAUAGGUCAGAUCUGCUUUGUCUUGGAGCACUUAUAUUAAUAAUGAGUUCUUGAGAUUUUAGAGUACUGUUUUCCUGGUUAAUUUGGGAUUCCGGUUAAUUUAGGGUAUAGGACUUUGAAAGAAAUUGUAUUUAGGUAGUCCAGUGAAUUAUUUGUAUACACCUCCAUUUGAGGUCUUGGUAACAGAUGUCAUUUAAAUAAGAAUCUGUUGAAAAUAAUGGAGUUUGCCGAGCAUUAUGACUUCUUUGAUAACUAUCAGUCUUAAUGUGAUUUUGCCUCCUUUGCUUUCUAGUGUCUUUCUGUUUUUCACUCUUCUUAUUAUUAAGUGGUGCUUUUCCUAGGACCAGUCUUUUUACUUUGCAUUAAGUAACUUUUCUUGCUCAGGACAAACCAAAGUUGGGUAGUUUCAUACUUUCAAACCUGACUUAAUUACAUUCCACACCUGCAAGAUAUCUGUACAGACUAUCUGGUUUUGUGUAGGCAGACUAUCCUUCCCUUUGUGAAGAACAGCAGUGGCUUAGAAGGCAAGCAUUGCCUGAAAUAUGCAUUACAUUCACAGUGGGUACACAUAUAAAUAAAUUUAUCUUACACCUUCCCCAUUAUCUGUAACGUAAUUAAGAAAGGUCCAUUAGCUCAAAUAGUGGAAGCUUUAAACACAAAGCUUAGUUACAAAGGCAGAGCAGUUAAGGGGGGAAAAACCACUUUUCUAAUGCUUGCUUUUUUUAUGUCGACUCAGUAAGUCCUGUUAAGGAAACUAGAAUUCACCACCCACUUAAGAUAUUUGUUCAGCAUCUCAUACGACCAACAGCAUAAUUUAAUAUACUGUGAAUCUUAGAAUCUGAAUUAAUCCAUAAUGCCGGAAGUCAAAGUAUGUAUCUCAUGGGGAAAUAUUUCCUACCCUGUGAAAUCACUUAUAUGGUAGGUAGCAAGAGGAGAAUCUGUUAAGUACAUUUUUGUUCCAUUAAGUAAUUUUUGGUACCAGACAGUGUGCUUGGAAUUUGUAUACAGCAAAACUGAUUUUAUACAUAGUUUAGAUGUGGCUUCCUGUACUUGAGAGUCCUAAACCCACUUGGUUAGAGGCUGAUAUAUGUGUUUAAAAGCCAUGAGGGUCAAAAAGAAGGGGAUGGAAUUAACCAUACUAAGUGCUUUAGAGACAUAACUGCAGUAAAUUCUCAAAAUAACUCUCUGAGGUAGUAACAGAAGUAGCUAAAAAUCACUGACUUUGAGUGUUAACUAUGUGUUAAGCACAGUUUAAUGUUCCUCACAUUAAUUAACUCUGCUGCUCCUUAGACAAACCUGUUAGAGUAGAUGCUGUUACUAUCCUCGCUUUAAAAAGAGAGAAGUUGACCUAGGCAGUCUUUCUCUGGACUUGACACUCUUAAUGGACUAUGUUGCCUUUAACAGGUAUAAUUAUACCAUAUUUUAUAGAUGAGGAAACUGUUGAGCCCAAGAUUAUACGAUCAAUAAAUCGCAGAGCCAAUACUUACCAAUCUGAUUCCAAAGCCCAGACUAUAUCUCCAGUACAUCAUGUUAACUCUGUUUACUUAACAGAGUUGGAGUGAACUAGAAUAUACCAUAGCCAGUAACAGCACUGGUCUUAGUGAACUUUAAAUUCAGGAAUAAGUGAUCGGAAGGUUUCUCCAAGAGAUAAUGCAGUUGAUUUCGAGCAGAUAUUGCAUGGUGAACAUUUUCUGGGGAUAUUGCCCACCAAUUUAGAGGAGUCACCCAUUUGGUGGUUCUAAUUGUGAACAACUGCUUGAGUUACUACUACCAAGGCAGAAAUUGAAAGAUCGCAUUCCAGUUACCUGUUGCCAUGUAACGAACUCUCUAAACCUCAGUGACUUAAAACAGCAACUACUUUAUGUAUUUCAUGAUGUUGUGAAUCAAAAAUUCAGAAAAGGCUUGUCCACGCAGUUUCAUGUUCUCUGUGGUGACGAUUCAGGUCAUCUGAUAGUAUUCAGCAGGUGGUUGGACUGGUCAGGGUGUCCAAGAUGAGCUCACGGUCCUGACAUCUUGGUUGACCAGAAAACUUGGCCCAGCAGGCCUCCUCCGCAUCUCUGGAGCCUCGGGGACCCUCCAUCUGAUCUCUCUGUCAGAGUAGUCAAAUUCAGGAGAUGGCAGCUCAGGCCUCCAAGUCCUCUUCAAGGCCAGGCCCAGAGCUUUCAUAAGAGUCAUCACCACACAUUAUUGGUCAAAGAAGUCACUGGUCAGCCCAGAUUCGAAAGGAGAGGAGAUACCUUACCACUUGAUGGAAGAUGUGUCAAGAAUUUGAGACCAUCUUUAAUCUGUUACAGGCAGCAGUAUGUGUUCUGGAUUUGUCUUAACUCGUGUGUUCAUUUAGGUCAGUUGUUUGUGCUGUAAGAAACCAUUUCUUCUACUUACCAUGGGUUAGAAGAAGCUAGAAGGAGAAUGAAACAAAUAUCUGGAACAGAUUUCAUUAGCUUCCCACCCCCAAGUUUCACUUACAGCAAAGUUUCCAUGUUUUAUUUUGUACAAGUUCUAAAUUAUUGCAUUUGCCCUUUGUUUUUUUCUGUGAAGCAACAGUAAUUAUCCAUGCUAAACCAGAAAUAAUCUAUAGAGGGAGUAAAAACCUUGCUGUUACAGACCUUGAUUUAUUAGAGAUGUCAGCUGCAGUUCAUUUUCAAAUAGGCAUAAACUCCUGUGGUAUGGAAAAUUCAUAUAGCUGCUAAAUCUGUUUCAACAGGAGUUUCUAUUAAGUGGCUAGAUGGAUUAUAUUUUUGACAUAAUUGAAAAUUUUGCCUACAUAUACUACAUAUCUUUGUUCUGUGCUCAGUCUCUCAGUCAUGUCCAACUCUUCGCAACAACCCUUUGGACUGUAGCCCACUAGGCUCCUCUGUCCAUGGGAUUCCCCAGACAAGAAUACUGGAGUGGGUUGCCAUUUCCUCCUCCAGGGGAUCUUCCCGACCCAGGGAUUGAACCCUCAUGUCCUGUGUCUCCUGCAUUGGGAGGCAGAUUCUUUACCACUGAGCCACUGGGGAAGCCCCCCUACCUAUCUUUACUGCCACCUCUGGCACAAAUUUGUGCUGGAGAAGAAGUUCAUUCCAUUUAUAUUACCUUGCAUUUUGUACACUCUGUUGCUCCAUUUUAUAGUUGUUAAUCCUUUAAAAAUUAUCAGUUGCUACUGGCUUUUGUUGUCUGAAAUGACAUAUCAUUGAAGUGUUAUGAUUUGGGGUUAGAUUUGUCAAGUUUAGGAUGCUUUAACUCCUGCUGCCUUAUAAAAGGACUUUUAUUGCUUUCAGAAGAAAUAAGGGCAAAGAAUAAUUAUGUUGGAAAAAUGAUCAUCCCCAAAUCAACUUUCUAAGAGAAGAAAGGUUUGGUGUUAUCUAUGCGUUCCAUCUGCAGUGGUUUCUUAGAGAAUUAGUUGUGAGGGCUUUGUUGGUCAGUCCCAAUUAGAUCAUAUGGUCGAAGGGAUCUCUGUUCUUGGGUCAGGCCUCAGGAAUUACAAAUACAGGAAAUAAAAAGGGUACUCAGGGCUGAAAAUUUAGGACUCUAGAAAAUCCUGGGACAGGAAAAAAGGACUUUGGUAUUUGUGGUUGAAUAACCAGGUAUGGAAUGUUUGAGUCAUUUAGGCAUCCAGAUUCAUUAGAUUUUAUAUCAUGAUUGGGGCAAAUUUUGAUGAAUAAAAAUCAGUGAGCCUUAACAUUUUCCGCUCUGCUGUACCUCAAAGUCUGCCCAUUGUGACAGAGAAAACCUUUGAAAAUAUAUUCCCAGGGAAUGAAAAAUUGGUUCUAGGUACUUUUGCUCUAAGCAUCUUCGCCAUAGACAUCUCUGCUGCAGGCAUUUUCACCUUAAUUACUAAUUCACUGCAAGGCAAUUUUCCUGUAAAAGAUAAAAUUGUAAAAAAUAAAAGAGGGAUAUUAAAGAGGACAUAAUGAAACAUGAUAAAUGAAUGACAGUUUUUUUAGAAAACUUGAAAGCAAAUUACAGAAUAUUUGAAUACAUCUAAAAUGUGUGUAGUUCAUGACAAUCCUGCACGAAUAACUUGAUUUUCAUAUUUUGUGUGUUGUACCUAAGUACUUGUCUUCCAGGUCUUUCAUUCUUAGUAUUGAGUAUUUUGAUCAUCUCCUCAUCAGCAUUGUGCAUUUUCUUUUUUCUUAAACUUCUUCUUUCAUUGAGAGAGGUGUCAGUUUCCAAAAAGCCAGGAUGCGUAUUCGUAACCAUGCUUUCUUUCUAUCGCGUCUUGAAAGCCUCUGCACUAUUGUUUGAUCUUGGCAUCUUGUCACAUGUCUGUUCAUACUUUCCAUAGUUGUAUAGGAAAUGUGGGUUCAGCUCUACACCUGAGACUUUUGGCCUGUUUAUCCUCCAGUGUAGUGUAUUUCAAAAUAAGACACCAACUCAUGGGGCCAAUCAUCAUCAUCUGUCAGCUCAAUAAAACCAUCAGUAAUGUCACUAACUGGGAGACAUGCCUGUCAAAACCAAACUAUCAAAGCAAAACUGUCACCCAGUUAUUUUAUCUUCUGUGGCAAAAUUGUCUUAUGGCCAGUUAGUCAUGGUGCAAAAAUGUUUGCAGCAAAGAAGCUCAUAGCAAAAAUACUGGUUACUUGAAAAAUCUUUGAUAAUCGAUGAAGAUGCCUCUUGUUCGGUGUCUUAUAGCCCUUUGGGCCCUCCUCUAGAUUCUCUGACUCUUAAAUUUGAAAUCAUCUGGUGUUUGCACAAAAACUAAGUACAGUUGACUCUUGAACAAUGUGGGAGUUAGGAUGCAGCCCUCUGCAAGUGGAAAAUCCACCUAUAUCGUAAUAGUUGGGCCUCUGUUUCUGAGGUUCCUUUGUAUCUGGGGAUUCAGCCAACUGCUGGAGGUGUAGUAAUGUAGCAUUUACUAUUGAAAAAAACAUGGGUAUAAGUGGACUCAUGCAGUUCAAACCUAUGUUGAUCAAGGGUCAACUGUACUAUGGUCUCAAAUUGAAAAAGAGGACAAAAAAGAAAGGGAACCUGUAGAUUGACAAAAUUUUUUUUUUUUCAAAAUACUUAUUUUUUCUUUUCAGCAUCAUAAGUCUAAACUAUUAAAGCUAAUAACAACUACCUGAGAAAUUACUAUGGUUUAGAUUUCUGCAUUUAGCACAUCUUAAAGCAGAUAUUUUUGACAUAUUUGAAGAUGAUCUACUGAGUUUCCUGUAAAUUAACAGAGUCCUAACUCUAGUGGUUCUUAAAGAGCUAUUGCAAAACCGAAUUACAACACAGGGAACAAAACUUAAAAUGUGUUUCCUCUGGAAGCCAAGAUGCUAAAGCAGGGGUCACUAAGAGUGUGGCUGAAAUCCACUUCAAGAAUGGCUAUCAGUCAGAUAGCAAAGAUAUGUAAAAUUUAUAUGGUAUUUUCUAUUUUUACAAAAAUGAUUUUAAAUCAUGUAACUUGAAAAGUGAGCCUGUUUUCUUUUUGGAAAAGUGGGCCAAUAAAAAUAACACUAAUAUAAUUCAAUUGUAUAUGCAUGUGCAUUGAACACAGAGUGGUAUACUAAAGAUAGUUCAUGCAAAUAACUUUUGUGGGAAGUUUGGCUAUUUUCUUAAUAUCUUUUUUUCAUAAAUGUAUGUUUAUAAAUAUAUUUACUCGUCCACUAUAACCUUGGUAGCUUUAGAAACAUUUUGUUAGCUGUAUCAUUGAUUAUAAAAAUCAAUUUCUUGGCAUAGUAGGCUAUGAGAGCUUUUAGUUGCUUUGUUUGUAUUUUGGCUAAGAAAAUUAUUUCUUGCACUUUGUAUUUAUAAAGAUGUUAUAACACUUUGCACCCACUUAGUGCAGCUGUUCUUUAGCGACAAAAGAUGUAGGCGUUAAAGUGAAAUGUAUGUUUAGAAGCCCGGCAAAAGGAGGGUUCUCAAAAGAACAAAUUUGGCUUGCAUCUACCGGAGAAAAGCUGGGGGUUAAUAGAAAAUUUAGGUUGAAAAUAUAUGUUGGAAUAGGUGUGCAGUCACUGCAGGUUGCAAUAUCAUUAUGAAUUGCCCGCUGUAUGUAUGCGAUUGUAAUGUAUGUGUGUGAGAAAAAAAUGUCUGGUGAAGGCAGAUAAGUCAGUGUAGAAAAUUCUACCUCCCAUUAAAGACAGAAUAUUCCAAGUUUGCCCUGUAGCCCCUUACGCAGGAGGCUGGAUUCCUCAGCCACUGUCCACCUCAUUCUCUUUUGUACUCGCUUUAGCUCCUCUACCUCUGAGCACUUGGCUGAAGAAAGUGUAGCUUUCUGUAGCAAGCAAAGGAAAGCCAGACCCGAAAUAUGGAGGUUGCAGUAUCUCAUGUCUCUUUGUCAUCUUCACAUGUUAAUGUUUGGUUUUGUUGCCCAAAUCAGUGUCAGAACACUUGGGUUUAGUACUUUUAUCCACUGGCCUCUGUUUGGCAAGGGUAGCCCUUGGAAGUGGAGUCUUUCUGCUGUUUUUAAAGAUGCACUCAGUUCCUUUUAAUGAUGUGAAAAUUUUGUUUGAAUCCUGCUUUUUUUAUUUUUUAAUUGCCAUUUGCAGCCCAUUUUGGGGACUGGAAUAUCAACCAUAUUUUCCUGAUGUUGAGCCUUCUGCCAGUAUCUUGACAUGCAGUUUUGCAUGACCUGGAUUUUUGGAUGACCUAUUUUGCUUUUAGACACUCUAAAAUUCUUCUCUUUAUAAUGCCAAGAAUGUUAUAAUAGUUAGGAUGGCCUAUUGUGGGUGUCAGGAAAUUCAGUUUCAGUAGUAAAUGCCACUAGGCAGACCACCUAAUCUUUAAAUGCAGUUGGAGCACUCAGCUGAUUUGCUGUUGGGGGCACCCUAGCCCACCGAGCCAAAUCAGGUUACCUACCUUUUGAACAUUUGUUACAGCUGAAAAAGGACUUUGGGCCUUUCAGAAAUAUCUCAGAAUGCUUUCCACCUUUUCAUUCAAAUGCACUGGUUAGAAUAGCUGGUUGUAAUGUCCAAACAGGGACUCACUGGUUAGGAGUGAAAACGAGAGAGCGAUCUAUUUGCAGACUUUGAGAGUUUUCACAUCCAUGUUUUAGGUACUAACUGAUAAGUGUUUACUUUUCCUGUUGACUGGAUAGGGCAAGUGACAGUACUGACAGUGUGAAAUUCCAAAUUCAAUAAGCAGUACUCACUGGUGACGACUGGUGUAUUGGGUUGGCCAGCCCAAUAGUAACCUUCAUCCGUGUAACAGUAUGAAUUCUGUAAGGAGAUGAGAUACUAAAAUCAUGUGAAUCUGUUCACCACAGCUAUUUUUUUUCUAACUAUAGAAUAAUUGUCAGCCUAUAAGCCAUGCUACUAAAAACCUAGACUCAGGAAUUAACUCCUGCUUAGGAAAAUUUUUCCUUCUGGCUUAUCUUUUGUUUGUGCCCAGAGUCUUGGCCUAGACCUGUCCCCAGCUGUUUUGCUACAAACACAUACUUAAGGUGCAGUCUUACCUAAGUCGAUAAUACACUGUCAGCCAUGCAGUCUGUUUUAUAGCCAAAGUGAUUUAUUGAAAUACAAAACAAAAAAAGUGAGAGAUGCCUAGGUCAUUUCUUGGAGGCAAGUUGAAUCAACCUAUGAAUCUGGGAGGAAGCAUAGGGUCUUAUCUUCUAUCUGGCUUGGGUGAACAGUGACUUUAAUGCUUUCUAUUAAAAUACUACAGAGCUAGUUGACCUCGGCAAGUAGUUUUCAAUUUUGGCUGCACAUUAGAAUCACCUGGGGCUUUUACAAAAUGACUGCCGCCUAGGGCCCCCUCCCGACAUGCAUGUUUAAUUGGCUGGCUGUGCAGCCUGGGCUUUAAUUGGCUGGCUGUGCAGCCUGGGCUUUAAGAGCUGCUCAGGUGAUUUUAAUGGGCAGCCAAGGUUGAGAAUCAUUUUCUAAGUAGUCCUGAAGGGUCUGUGGCAGGAUAACCUCCACCCGGUUGUCUUUUGUCAGAGGUUCCUUUAUCAGUAUCACAGGCAUGGCUUGGCAUUUAAAACUUAGCAAGGGCCACGGCUCAGGUGGUAAAAUGGACCAUCCGUUUGUCCUCAGAGUCAUUCAGCAGAGAGCUGUUGCCAUGCACCCAGUUUCCUCUCUGUACCAAAGUCUGCACAAGUCAGCAAAAGACAUUUUCUGAGUCCGUUCCCUAGAAUCCUCUUUCCCUUUCAUAUGUGAUUUAAGUGGAGAUUUUUAAAACUCUGCUAGCUAAAAUAGAGCACUUGAACUUAUUAAAAGAGCCAGCCCCCCCCCCCCCAAAAAGAGCCAGGCCCAAGCCACCUAGGGUGAUUUUUAUUUGUAAAAUAAUCAGGUAGCAUUGUUAAAGUUAAUGAAGAAAUAGAAGGGUCCUUCCUGGUGUGAUGGUGAUGUAGUUGAUUAUUUGUCCCUUAGCCUGUCUUCUAAGUGGGAUUUCAGUGUAUGGUGACUUUCACUUUUCCAUGUUCCUUUGUGAAUUAAAUGUACCAGCUAAGGCGUAAAUAUUUCUGAGUUUUACAUGAAAUGUGAAAUGAGUCCUUUUAGCAGCUUUGUUCCAGGAUGUCAAAGACUUAACCCAGUAAUUCCCAAAUAAGUUUUCAUAUCGUCAAUUCAUUCACUCACCCAGGUGUAAAAAACCUGCCCAUGGCAACCUCAGUGUGGUAAUGGGCAGAGGAGGACUGUUUGAUUAGCCUUUAAAAAGUGAGAGCCACCAUUCAAACUAAUAAACUACCAAGUGAUUUCUAAUUCAUGAAAGAAAUUUGUGUUCAAGAGCAAGUUCAAAUGUGAUGGUCACAUCUGAGAGACUGCUGGCACUGUGGAAACUUUGAUUCCUAUACUGCCUGCAAAUAAUCGAUGAUUUAAAUUUCAAAUAGGUGUGUUUGAGAAGAAACAAGUGGGUGGAAGGAAAGAUUGUUUAAGUGCAGAGGACUGAAUUAGCAUCAGACUCUGACAUUUCAUUAAAAUAACAUUUAGGCCUGACUUAUUUGCUUAGCAUGUAUAUGCUGCAAUGUCAGAAAUGCCUCCUAUGCCUUAGAAGAUCUGAGAAGGCUUCCUUAACGUUGGGUGGAACAGAAAAGCAAUAGUAGCCUUGGAGACUUGUCUGCAUCCAGAGAGAAGCCCAUUAGGGUUCUCAUACUGAGAAACCUUGUAGAGUACUGUGAAAUGUUGUUGAACUUUAUGCAGAUCACAUCGCACUGGAUUUUAAGAUUUAGGGGAAGGAGAGUAGAGGAGGAGAAGGGGAAGUAAUUAAUGGUAAAGUAUAUAUAUAUGAACUUGUACUAUAUUUUACACAAGUAAUUAAACAAAUUCCCUAUCAGGAAUUCUCUGUCAGGACUAACCAGCCAUAUUCUUCUGUCCUACUGAUUGGCUUGCUGAUUCCUCUUAAACCUCUAAGUAAUCCUUUCUGAAAGAGCUAAACAGAAACUGGUCUGACUGCAGUUUCACCACCCUGCCCCAUUCCCUUACUCACAACAAAAGAAAAACAUACCCAAACUAUAGGCAAAAAAAAAAGUCUCAGUACGUUAACUUUUCAUCCUUUAUGGUCUGUGUUCACUGUUGUAGCCUAUUGCAUUGCCUUGCAAUAUAAUGGCAGAACUUAAAUAGAUCUGCCACAUAAUGAGUCAGGAACCAUUGGCUUCUUUAAGAAAUCUUAACACCAGAACUCUCAAUCUUUGGCUUGUCAGCACAAGUGAGUAAAGGGAGAAGUACGUUGAAAGAACACAGGGAAUUCCCUGGCCGUCCAGGGGUUAGAACUUCGUGCUUUCACCGCUGAGGGCCGGGGUUCAAUCCCUGGUUGAGGAACUGAUAGGAUCCUGCAAGCCACUUAGAUUUCCUGGCUUCUCAUAAUUUCAGGUGGGACCCACUUACGCUCUGUGUCUGAGAAGAAAAGACAGAGGGUUCAAAGAUAGAAAAGUCAAUGUAGUCGAAAUGUGGUUUCCUUCAGAUGGACAUAGUCGCAAAGACAUCUGUCCACCUGUUCUCAAUGGUGCUUACAUGAUGGGUGACAGCUGUCUCCCAUCUUCCCGUCCCUGGCACUGUGCCUUCCCACUGGUCACUGUGAAAAGCAGAUCACACUGGACUCAGAGGCCAGAAUCCAGGACGAUUUCCCCCUUCUCAUCACUUCUUCAUACAGCUAAUAAUGUAGCAUAUACUGCUCUUUGGAAAAUUCUUGGGUUUGACCCCCCCAAGAAAUAGUAAAGCAUUUAAAGGAAAAGUACGAUUCUGGUGGUAGCUAUCAAAGAGAUGACAAGAACAUUUUAGCUUCCCCUCAGAUGAUAUUUAUUAUAGCAAGGACCAACUAUGCCUCCUCAUCCUCAGUUUCUAAGGAUAGCAUAAUAUUUCUAAGCAACAAAGUUAUCUAACAUUUUUUCCACAACUUGUUAAUCAAGGAUUCAUAUUAAAACCGACAAUCAGUUUCUAAAAUGUUGUUAUCCCUGAAAGGGAAUGAGAUAGUUUUUAACUAGAAGAACCUUUUUUUUUUUUCCCUUUGAAAAAACUAUAACACUUGAGGUUUGUGUCUUUCGUCUGCAAUGAUUACUCCAUAAAGAUGUCUCAGAACAGUCAGUGAGCCAAGGCUAGCACUCUCAUGCCCCUGAGGGUGCUGGACUGGGUUUGUACAUCUUAUUUCCUUAGAGAAUAUCUGUUUUUAUUAUGCCCUUAACUAUAAAUACCUAUAUAUAGGAAUAGGAUUUUCACCCCACCCUCUUGUAAUCAUUAUCACUUAAGUGUAAACCACACCUCCCCCUAUCCCCACUUUUACUGAAAAAAAUGCACUUUAAUUCCUAAGGAGAGUGGCUGUUCCUGGCCCCGAAGCCAGAUUACUUCAGGAGGAGAGUUGAGGAGGGAGAACCCUAGGCAGACCCUGUGAAAUUAACCAAAUUCCUUAAUGUAAACACACAAGUCAACCAUUUUUAAGCUGCCCCUACCCCCAGCCAAAGGGCAAAAGAACCAAAUGGAGAAGUUCAAAAUGCCUACCUUAAUUUGAGAUGUUUCACUAGGGGAUAUACCCAAUAUUUUCUCAGCUACCAAAUUAUCAGAAACUUGAGGGUGAUUUUGUGGGAGGCUGAGACUUUUUUUUUAAAUGAAAAGGCCAAGUGAAUCACAGGCUAUAGAAUACGAUCCUGAUUUGUGAAGUAUCAGAUUCAUUCUCUCCCUUAAUUUGACAGGUGUUCUCAAGUCUCUCCUCCUGUAGAUUCUGUCCUUCCCCUGAUGACAAGCCAAUAGUUCUUGGUGGGGUUGCAUGUCUCCUAGAGCCCCAGGAGCCCUGUUGUGUCGGGGAAGGGGGGAGGGUAGGAGGGUGGGCAGAGACGGGCUGGGGGAGGGAGAGUCAGAGAAAGAGUGAAGAUAUAUGGGUUUAUAUAAACAUAUUUAAAGCAGUUUAGCAAAAGCUUUCUCGUUGAACAGCUUUAAGAACAAUGUGAAUGAAAUUUAGCAACUUGGUUAGUAAUUUGAAAAGUCUAUUAAUGUAUACUUGAAAUUCUGUUUGUAUAAAAAUACAUUUUCCUCUUUAUUUUAACACUGUGUAAAAGAACAUUAUGCAUGUGAGUGGUUUGAGAAUUAAAUGAUUUAAUAUUCA